AGGAGCGCGAGAAUCUCUUUAACAAAACGAUCUCUCUUUAAAUCUAAUCUACGGAAACAAGACGUGCAGGCUGCAGAGAGAUGUCGCGCACAAUAAGCACACUUAUCUUGCAAGCGCUGGAGAAUCUGUGCGAUAACGACCUGGAGAGGUUUUGUUUCCAUCUGAGGGACCGGAGGGAAGAGCCGAAGAUCAGUCGCAGUGAGGUAGAGGAUAAAAGACCUGUGAAGAUCACAGACCUCCUGGUUUCUAAGUUCACAGAACUGGGAGCUCGUAAAGUGGUUUUGGAGACACUGACGCUGAUCGGCUGUAACCAGGAGGCUGAGACACUGGAAUCAAAGACCAAAGCUUGUGUGGACAAAGGUGAUCCCAUUUUUCACAAGACCUCUGACGGAAAGUUGGGCACAAAUUCCUCGCAGGAGGCUGAGACACUGGAAUCAAAGACCAAAGCUUGUGUGGACAAAGGUGAUCCCAUUUUUCGCAAGACCGCUAAUGGGAAGUUGGACACAAAGCCCUCGCAGGAGGCUGAGUUCUAUGCAGCCGGACAGUCUGCAUUAAAAGCUGGUCAACAAGCAGGUGCUCCUGUGACGAUGAAGAACCCAGAGGAGGUGGAGGCUGACGCCAAGGCUCAAGUUCUCUCUGAGGGCGGAGACCCUGGCAACGACAGGCUCGUUCUGAGCAGAUAUGUGAUUCAGUUUGGCAAAUACAAAGGUCAAAAAUUCAAAUGGCUGUUGGAGAAUGAUGUGAGCUACGUUGCCUUUUUGGUGGCUUCCCACCAGAAGGAGCGAGAGCACUCAGUGAGCCAGAGUCCAACAACAGCCCAAAAGGUUUCCUUGACUAAAUACGCAAUUCCUUACCCUGAGGUUUUGGGAGAAGUCGGAUUUCGUCGUGGGGUUGAAAGAGCCAAAGAGAGAUCCCUCCAGCCAGGCCAAGCGGGAGAGGCCCUCGUUGGUUUUGGUCGUCACGAAACGGAGACGCUGAAGGAUCUGUAUGAAGCGAAGGACCAGGACAGAAUCAGGUAUGUCAACUUCCUCCGAGGAAUGAAGUCAACCUGUGAUCCUGGGACCAAGAUGGAGGCAGCCAUCAGAUACAUUUUACAGCGUGACCAGAAGCGGGCUUCAGCUGCCAGAAGGCCGUUCACCAGAUCCUUCCACCAGGGCAACCAGUAUGCCAUUUCCUCAAGACCCAUACAGAGGAAGGUGAAAAGGACCUGGUGGAGGGCACAACAAUCCCGUCUUCUACGUUACUGACAAAAUCCUCUUUGGAGGCUCCUGUGGCUUACUCUAAAUUCCCCUCAUGAUCAAUCAAGUAUCUAUCCAUCUCUCUAUCUUUCUAUCUCUCUGUCUGUCUGUAUAUCCAUGUGUUUAUAUAUCUGUCUCGUUAGAUACAAGUACAAUCAUCCAUUUUCUAAAGGGCUUACCCUAUGCUGAGAAAAGAUCAUGUAAAAAUACAUUAUAAGGAUAAAUGAUUCAGUGCCUAAUUGUACCUUGGACAUAGAUGGAAACAUCUUCUCUAAUUGUGGUCUUCUUACUUGUUUUUCUUGUUUUUAAAAUGUAGAGUUCUUUUAUCUAAACGAUUGUACUCUGCAAACGUAGCCUGUUGAUUUGAAAUUGCCGUUGACUGAUUCAAUUCAUUCAUUAAAGCC
This is a messenger RNA of Limanda limanda (common dab), 1642 nucleotides long. RefSeq lists its product as uncharacterized. The record is from RefSeq and is a predicted model, not a curated record. Bases 81 to 1247 code for a protein of 388 amino acids. The transcript has 8 exons. NCBI's taxonomy places the organism in Eukaryota, Metazoa, Chordata, Actinopteri, Pleuronectiformes, Pleuronectidae.